Fusarium oxysporum Fo47 is the source of this 1680-nucleotide messenger RNA. RefSeq lists its product as uncharacterized. The coding region runs from base 1 to 1680 and encodes 559 amino acids. Lineage: Eukaryota; Fungi; Ascomycota; Sordariomycetes; Hypocreales; Nectriaceae. Gene Ontology annotation, molecular function: acyltransferase activity, transferring groups other than amino-acyl groups. The transcript is spliced from 6 exons. The record is from RefSeq and is a predicted model, not a curated record.
AUGUAUGAUGAAAUGGGUGGGGUUGAUUCCUUUGGUCCUCCAAGUCACUCCAUGUACCUCAGCCAAAGCGGGGGUCAUGUGGGGCUCGGUACGGAAGUUCUCGCCAAAUGCUCUGUCCUCGCCCUCAUCCGACGCAUCAUUGGCUCGAAGCCUGGGAAGAGUGGACCGGUCUGCAUCGGACUCAUGGUGACCGCUGUAGUAUGGGGUGUCGGCUCCUGUUUGGCAUGGCUUGUGAACUGCCGCGCAGAUUCUUUGUUGACUUUGGAUAACGUCAAGCAAUGGCCGCACCAGAAUACACGUUGGGCCGUCAUAACGGCGAUGGACAUCUUGACCGAGAUCCUUACCUGGCUCCUCGUACUGCAACUAUCCUGGUCCGUCAAUAUUUCAUACAUCCGCAAGUGUCAGGUUGUUAUGGCUUUCUCAUUUCGUAUACCGCUCAUCGCCCUCUCAGCCGUUCAUCUGGCGUAUUCUGCAACAAAUCCAGCCUCUACUGAGCCUCAAUUCGCCGUCACAAAGGCCCUGCUCUGCCAACAGAUCAUGGUUGCUUGGUCACUCAUUUCUGCCACUGUGCCUAACCUGAAGAACUUUUUAAAGUCAUUCUCUAUAGGGAUGGGAUUUCCAGUGUCCUUUGACCUCAGCAUGUCUGGAUCAAGCAACAUCUACGCACUUCAGUUACUUAGAAUAAAAUCGACAUCUGAUUGCGCUUCCUGUAGCCAACUGCACAGUUGGAGGCCGGACGAGGUCUCAACUCAAACAACGGCAUCAAGGGUCUCUGGCAGCAAUAUUCGGGAUUAUAUAUCAGAGGAAGGGCGGAAUUCCAGGGCUGGCAGUCAAGAAAUGAUCAUUAAUAAGGAGGUGACAUGGAAGGUCACACCAUCUAAAGUCAUUGCCACAGAAGAUAUAAGGGUCCUAGAUCUUGCACUCCACAUCACACCACGUUUAUCUUUGUCACCUGUCCUGGGUGCAAAAGCCAUGUCUGAGAUUGUAUUGCGCGAUGCGCGCUACUCCGAACUUCCAGAGAUUGCCCACGUCAUGUCAGAGGCAUUUUGGAAGGAUAGCCUAUUUGGCGAGCUCAUACACCCCCAUCGUAGCGAGUAUCCCGAUGAUGUACACCUGUACUGGCUGCGACGGGCACGGGUCAACUUUUGGGACUAUCGCUCGCGAUGGCUCGUUGCUGUAGCCAAAGACGAGAGGGGUCAAGAAGUUAUUGCCGGCAUUGCUCAGUGGGCAAGACUGGGAGAUGGGGGCCAAAAGCUUGAGUGCUGGUAUUUGGAUCCUCGAAACCUUCUCAAGCCUUUAUCUUCUAUUGCCAUGAACAUCCAUGCUUGGGCUUGGCCUAAUCGUGCAAGCGAUCCCAAGCAGGAGGACAUCAUAGAGCGGGCAUAUCCUCAUUUCGAAGACAUAUGGAGUAGAAAGCGCGCUGAGUCCUGGUAUCUCGAAGGGUUAGCAGUGCGCCCAGAUUUUCAGAGGAGGAACGUGGGCCGGAAGCUUGUGCAGUGGGGUCUCGAGCAGGCCAAGGCGGAUGGUAUUUGCGCUUCGGUUGUUAGUGCCUUUGGCACAGAGGAGUUCUAUAAGAAAUGCGGGUUUGACGAGCAGUACGGAAGCGCCAGACAGGGUGAGGGUAACCCCUUGGCGGACAUUGAGGGUGCUAACAUGUUUUGGAAAUGGCCUGAGGCUUGA